ACAAGCUGGCGGUCGCCGACGUGGCUGCACUCAAGCGCGCACGCGCCAUCUACCCCCGUGGUGGUCGUCCCGGCGGCCGUGACGGAGAAAUGGACCUCAAAGGCUCCCCCCCUCUCACGUGCCAGCAGCCACGCUUCAAGGGCAUUGCAAAAAAAAAAAAAAAAAAAAAAAAAAAAAAAAAACUUUUGCAAGGCCUCGAUGAAAGAGAGAAGGAGAGCGAGCGAGAGAAACAGAGAGAGAGCGAGAGAGUGAGAGAGAGAGAGAGAGAGAGAGAGAGAGAGAGAGAGAGAGAGAGAGAGAGAGAGAGGGAGAGAGAGAGAGAGAGAGAGAGAGAGAGAGAGAGAGAGAGAGAGAGAGAGAGAGAGAGAGAGAGAAUAAGAUAAAGAGAGAGAAAGACCAUAAGA
Closterium sp. NIES-67 is the source of this 404-nucleotide messenger RNA. NCBI's taxonomy places the organism in Eukaryota, Viridiplantae, Streptophyta, Zygnematophyceae, Desmidiales, Closteriaceae. The record is from the annotation of a GenBank genome assembly.